GCUAGCAAUCGAUACGCCACGCUUAUAUCGUCAUAUUUUCCUGGGUCGCAGCUAAAGUAAACCCUCACUAACGCCGACAGGCGUUUAAAUAACAAAACAGGGAUAGAAAUCUUAUCUUCAGCUUUAUGUUAUUGCACCUGUUGGCGAAAUGCAGUCCGAGUACGAAGCCGACAUCAUCGUGGAGGCGAUAGAGGUGCUGGUGAACCACAUUUUGUAUGUGCGAGGUAUAUACCCCGCGCACAUAUUCAAAAAAAAGCGAAUGUACAAUACACCGGUCUUUGUCUCCAUCUUCCCGCCGCUCAAUAACUACCUCACCGGCGUUUUGAGAUCCGCUCAGGAAUUGCUUCGCCGCCGGGAGCUGCAGUGCCUGGAGCUGAUAGUGUACCAGAAGGAAAGUGAGCAGUUGGAGAGCUACAAAAUGUCACCUGAACCCCGGGGGGAAGGCCAAUUGGCAGAUGAUCAUUUAAUGGAGUUCGAGCAGAAAAUGCGCUUUGCCCUCUACCAGAUAUCCGAAAGAAUGAACCAGGCACGCAAAUAUGCUGCAGGAAGCUGUCAGUUUAAAAUCCACCUGCACACGACGCAGGAGGCGUUCAUUCGCUUCAGCCACGAACCCCAGUACCAAGAGUUUCCUUGGCUCCUAGCGCAGAAUUUAGAAUUAAAGUCACAAACUGUUUCCUUGUUGCCCUUGGCUUUGGUAGAGACUGUGGGACUGAAAUUGGAGGCACUCAUUGUUAACUAAUUUUAAACUUCCAGAUAAUCGUUAUAUAUAAAAUAAAAAUGUUAUAAGAAUUAGAUUUUAUUUAUAUUAUAUAGUCUAGCUGGUCGCAUUUAUAAAUCGUACGGUAGUUCUAAAAUAAUAAUAGGCCUUUUGAAAUAAUUGCUCCCCGCUUGAUUCAAAAAAUUUAAUCUUACUUUACCAAUAAAGUUUUAGGAUUACUGCAAAAGCACUCUA
Messenger RNA from Drosophila biarmipes, 952 nucleotides. It is a transcript of the gene PolZ2, whose product is annotated as DNA polymerase zeta subunit 2. Gene Ontology annotation, cellular component: zeta DNA polymerase complex. Bases 149 to 739 code for a protein of 196 amino acids. The transcript has a single exon. Lineage: Eukaryota; Metazoa; Arthropoda; Insecta; Diptera; Drosophilidae. The record is from RefSeq and is a predicted model, not a curated record.